Molecule: messenger RNA, 1857 nt
Organism: Oncorhynchus keta (chum salmon)
Lineage: Eukaryota; Metazoa; Chordata; Actinopteri; Salmoniformes; Salmonidae
Product: dynein axonemal light chain 4
Exons: 4
Coding region: 175-495 (106 amino acids)
Biological process (GO): microtubule-based process
Cellular component (GO): dynein complex
Molecular function (GO): dynein intermediate chain binding; dynein light intermediate chain binding
Source: RefSeq, a predicted model, not a curated record
ACCUGAGAAAGGUAGCAAGCAAUAGGCAAGACAGAGUCUCGUCUGCCAGAAACGCACAAGAAGAAGAAGGAGAGUCUGGCACGAAAGAAGCGGUUGCUAUGGCCGACAUGUUUCCAUAUCAACAAUAAAUGGACCUAGCUUGUCGUGGUAAACUAGCCAGAGAAGGAGAAGGGAAUGGCAGAGACAACAGAGAGCAAGAAGGAGGAGGCCGAUUACAAGAGGCUCCACAGCUUCCCACUCAUCAGGCACACAGACAUGCCAGAGGAGAUGAGAGUGGAAACGAUGGAACUGUGUGUCACAGCCUGUGAGAAGUUUGCCACCAAUAAUGAGAAUGCGGCGAAGAUGAUCAAAGAGUCGAUGGAUAAAAAGUUUGGCAGCUCGUGGCACGUGGUGAUUGGUGAGGGCUUUGGCUUCGAGGUGACACACGAGGUCAAGAACCUGCUCUACAUGUUCUUUGGAGGCAGCCUGGCCGUGUGUGUGUGGAAGUGUGCUUAGCACACACACACAAACACACAGGCACACACACCCCUCCCACCCAGUCUGUCUCUACCUAACGAUUGUGUUUAUAUAUUUAUAUACACAUCCUGGAUGAUUCACCAAUCUCUGAGCUUUGCAAAAUGUUUCUUUGUUAUUUACUGUGUGUGUGUGUGUGUGUGUGUGUGUGUGUGUGUGUGUGUGUGUGUGUGUGUGUGUGUGUGUGUGUGUGUGUGUGUGUGUGUGUGUGUGUGUGUGUGUGUGUGUGUGUGUGUGUGUGUGUGUGUGUGUGUGUGUGUGUGUGUGUGUGUGCACCUGCCUGCCUGUGAUGUCCCAUACAUCAUUGAUUGAUUAGGCUGAGUCAUAAUUGAUAUAUUGUAUUCAAUAUCAGCAUGUCACACUCUUGCCUUGUGUGUGCCCAAACAGUAUGAAAAUGACCAAGUUUUAUCUGUAUACAAAUCUGAUCAUUUCUACAGAGCAGUGAGUUCACUGCAUGAAGGAGUCUGCUGUCUCCUACUAUCCUACUGAUGGAAUUCAGUGGGGCUGAAACACUUGCACUCUCUUUCCCUAUUACUUUCUGCUCUACUUCUUUAACUCGAGGCGGUGUGUGUGUGUUCUCAUCAACAUCUCAUGCUCACCUUUGAAAAAAAUGCAUCCAGCUCUGUCUUUCCUCCAUUCCGCUUGUAAGUUGGCACGCUGUCGUCACGGUGGGCUGCCAUGCCAUCUGCUGAAAAACAUCCUUACACACAGAAACACACAGUCUCUCUCAUUGCUCUCAAUUCACACUCUCUGUUUCUCCAAUCCUCUCUCUCUCUGAUUUUUUAUCUCCUUCUAUAGUAGUAUCUUUAGUCUUCACCUUUAGUCUUCACCUUUCAGACAUGAGUUCCAUAAGUCACCCUUGUCUGUGUCUCUACUCCUCCUAUAACUGAUAAGAUAUCACAGGGACUUUUAUAUCCUCUCAAUGUACAUUAAAUACUUGAAUUUGAAUGUGAAGAUGGAAUCUGAUUUUGUAAAUGAUCAUCAUGGGCUUUUUAUGAAAGAGCUUAUUGUUGAAAUAAUAGUUAUUUUCUGUCACGCCAAUGUUAUAAGAUAGUCAUGGAUAGGUGUCGUUGUUGUUCUGAAUUUGUAUCACAACUGAUGAUAUUACAUGAGCUAUUCUGACUCCCAUUGCAUUGCAUUGCAUUUCAAUGGAUAUCAACUUACAGUCUCAAUACCACAUAGAAUCCUUUAUGUUGUCAACCGUGGAUGCAACCAGGUACCAUAACACCGAUGCAUUGUAUUGUUGUUUUCACUUCAACACUGUGUGUUUGCAUACAUUCAUAAAUUCAUUGCACAUGAAAUUAUUUCUGAAAGUGAUAAAAAUGUUUUAGUUUUUUCAAAUCU